Adelges cooleyi (spruce gall adelgid) is the source of this 590-nucleotide messenger RNA. RefSeq lists its product as uncharacterized. The record is from RefSeq and is a predicted model, not a curated record. The coding region runs from base 140 to 502 and encodes 120 amino acids. Lineage: Eukaryota; Metazoa; Arthropoda; Insecta; Hemiptera; Adelgidae. The transcript has 3 exons.
UGAUAACAGAUUUUCUUAUAUUAUUAUUAUUAAAUUGCAAUUUGCCAAAUUUAAUUAUUCCUAGGUUUUGUUUAGACGAAACGAAAAGAAUAAACUAUAUUGACUUCUUAUCCAUAUCAAAUAGAAGACAGUAAAUAAAAUGAGUGGUACUAAGUCUUCUAUUGCGCAAUGUCCACCAGUACCCGGAGAACAGGAAAUUGAAGAAGAUUUAAAAAAUGUCGAAGAAGCUGAAACUCCAUUAUUGACUGAUGAUGCUAAAGUUUUAUUGGAGUCAAUCGGAGCAGAAAUUCCAAAAAAUGACACUCAAGAAUCAGCACAAAAACUUGUAGAUAAUGUUGAUGAAUUAGAGCAGACAAUUUCAGCUUUAGAUAAAAAAUACAGUGAAUUAAUGAGUUGUGAAAAAGAAUUGGAACUAGUUGAAGAAGAAAUUGAUAAGCAAAUAAAAGAAAUGUCUAGUUAUGUAGCUGAUAUCAACUCGACUCCCAUAGCAAAGUUAACGUGAAGAAUAUAUUUUACAAUUAAAACUAUCAUUUUUAUGUACAUGUAUAAUUUUUUAAUAUUGAUAAAUAUGUAAAUCUUGUACUUUUAAU